Thamnophis sirtalis is the source of this 990-nucleotide messenger RNA. Lineage: Eukaryota; Metazoa; Chordata; Lepidosauria; Squamata; Natricidae. The record is from RefSeq and is a predicted model, not a curated record.
AAACAGUAUGGAAAAAUGGAAGAUAUUCAGCAAAUGGAAAAUGUGGAGGCUAGAGUCCUAAAAACCCAAGGGAAAAAUGAACAAAGAGACAAGAUAACCAUGAAUAUUGACAGUGAACUGAGUGUGGUUGGAGAUUGAAAGAGUGGAACAAGGAAAGGGAAGAUAGAUGGAAAGGUGCUUUACUACAGAUUUCAAGGUAGGGAAGAAAAAAAGAGAAGAAUGGAUGGAUUUAAGGAGAGAAACUUUGACAAAAACACUACUGAUAACCAAAGAUAAGCUGAUUAAAGAAGCUGAUGGAGGGUUUCCAAAACUUACAGGGGAACAUGUUGAUCUUGUCAUGGCAGUAUAUACUAAAUUAACUAUAUCCAUUGAUUUUCUUUUGUUUUUUUUUAUAUUAUAUGCUUGAAUAUAUAGGAUAUAUUCUUUCACCUAGCACAAAAUGAUAAUACUUUAGUUGACUAUCUACUAGUUGACUAUCUACUACUAAAUGAGUUCAUCAUUUUUAAUCUAAUCUUUGGUCAAGUUCUUGAUUUGUCCUGUGGCUCCCUCAUAUUGACCUUCAUUUAUAAAUAUGUGCUAUUAAUUUUCUUAAUGUUCCUGCCUCCCUGCAGUCUUCUAAUGAAGCAAAAGAAAUUUCUCUACCAUUUCAAGAACAUGAGAUGGGCUAAAGGCCGUCAUGAAACUUACCUUUGUUAUGUAGUAAAACAGCGGAAUAGUGCCACAUCCUGCUCCCUCGAUUUUGGAUAUCUGCGUAAUAAGCCUCUUUAUGAAAUUGAUGACCUGCGAGAUGCUUUCCAAACCCUUGGACUUUAAAUUCCUGCUUGGAAAGAAAUGAAGAUGAAAAGAUGCCAACAUCCAACUUUUCCUCCCAGUUCUUUCUUUCCUACCAUAAGUAUCAAAUUGUGGAAAAAGCAUUUUAAAGAAAAAAAUGGCAAGGUCUUCUGAAUGAACUUUUUUUGCAUACUGGGACUUGUACUCUCUCCUUCAUGG